Protopolystoma xenopodis is the source of this 258-nucleotide messenger RNA. The record is from the annotation of a GenBank genome assembly. NCBI's taxonomy places the organism in Eukaryota, Metazoa, Platyhelminthes, Monogenea, Polystomatidea, Polystomatidae.
GCAUCAGAGGCAUUUUACCUGACCGGCUACUCGUUUUUGGCGUCUAUGCUUACGAUGCUCAACAUCUGGGCAGAGGGGAGGAAGGACGCUGACGUAGAAGCUAUGCGAAAACAGCUGCAUCUGCCAGAAAGCCUGAUCGAGGCGAACCGGGCCUACCGUGAGAUCCGGGAUCCUGAAAUGGAGAAGUACUUCUCGGAAUACUACAAGUUCGCUAGUGAGCCCAGACACCAGCAUAGAAUUUGCUCAUUCUGCGGCUAA